CACAGCAGGGGCUCAAGAAGGCGGGCCACCUGGCCCAGUGGUAUCCCGGCCAUUCCCAGGACCUUUCCAAGGUUUUCCUGCCUGAAACCGCCUUGGAGGCUUGGGCAUCACGUAGUACCUCUCUUCGCAGACGGAGCAGGGCUGGAUCACGGACAGAACCUGGGCUCGGGCAUCUGCCAGUAUUUGGGGGUCUUAGAAGAGACGGCUAAUAGAGCCUGCUAGCUGUCGUUCAGAGCCAUGAUAAGCUAUGAGACCAACAACAGGUAUGAAAUCAAGAACGGCCGUGGGCAGAGGAUAUACUUUGCAGCGGAGGACACUGCUGUGUGCACUCGGCUUUGCUGUGGGUCCUGCAGACCCUUCACCAUGAGGAUUCAAGAUCUCAAGGGCCAAGAAGUCAUAACUCUGAAGAGGCCACUGCGGUGUUCCAGCUGUUGUUUCCCCUGCUGCUUGCAGGAGAUAGAAAUCUGUGCUCCUCCUGGUAUACCAGUAGGUUAUGUUACACAGACCUGGCACCCGUGUCUGCCAAAGUUUACAAUUCAAAAUGAAAAUAAAAAGGACGUUCUAAGAAUUAUAGGCCCAUAUUUUAUGUGCAAGUUUUGUGGAAAUAUUGAAUUUAAGAUUAAAUCUCUUGAUGGAAAAAAUGUGCUUGGCAAGAUUUCCAAGCAGUUUACUAGGAUUAUGAGAGAAAUAUUCACACACUACAGUGCCUUUGGCAUCCAGUUUCCUGCCGACAUUGAUGUGAAAAUGAAAUCUGUGAUACUUGGCAUGUGUUUUCUCCUUGAUUUCAUGUUUUAUGAAAACAAUGGCUGCAUUCAACUUUUGACAGGAGGAAUAUGGUAGCAGAGUAAUGAAAGUAUCAAAAACUUUGAUGUCUGUAUUGAUUGGGACCAUAAAAGAAAAACUCAUUUUUUUUCUUUUGAAAGUCAUUAUGCCACAUGUGAAAUACUCUUGAUAUCUGUAGUCCCAGAGUGUGACUUCAGUUUGAAACUAUGGUCCAUUUUCUGUUUG
This is a messenger RNA of Dama dama (fallow deer), 1008 nucleotides long. Its product is annotated as phospholipid scramblase 2-like. NCBI's taxonomy places the organism in Eukaryota, Metazoa, Chordata, Mammalia, Artiodactyla, Cervidae. Gene Ontology annotation, cellular component: plasma membrane. The record is from RefSeq and is a predicted model, not a curated record. The transcript is spliced from 5 exons. Gene Ontology annotation, biological process: plasma membrane phospholipid scrambling. Bases 238 to 840 code for a protein of 200 amino acids. Gene Ontology annotation, molecular function: phospholipid scramblase activity.